This is a messenger RNA of Bactrocera dorsalis (oriental fruit fly), 2421 nucleotides long. Its product is annotated as putative inorganic phosphate cotransporter. The transcript has 5 exons. Gene Ontology annotation, cellular component: plasma membrane. The record is from RefSeq and is a predicted model, not a curated record. Gene Ontology annotation, molecular function: transmembrane transporter activity. Gene Ontology annotation, biological process: transmembrane transport; monoatomic anion transport. The coding region runs from base 231 to 1682 and encodes 483 amino acids. Lineage: Eukaryota; Metazoa; Arthropoda; Insecta; Diptera; Tephritidae.
UAAGGGUUUAUUAAAAGUACAUAUUUAAUGUGCGACGUCUGUUAUCUUGCAUAUAGUGCUUAUUAAAAUAUUAGACCAUAAAGAAAUUUAACUUCAUGGAUUUUUAAUUGUAUCUCAAAGCCGUAAAGAUUAGUAGAGUUAUGCUGUUUGCAAUCAAAAUGGAACACAAGUGCUAAUGCAUUCAGUUAUAGUUGAGUCUUCGAGCAGUAAACAUUUGUAAAGUUGUGACAAUGGUGACGAGGCAGAUAACCUCCGAGACUUCUGGAGAAAUUGUGUCUGAAACUGGCGGUCCGAAAGUGGGCGUGCGACACUUGCAAGCUGUGCUUUUAUUCUUCGGUUUCUGUGUGUCGUUUAUGCAGCGUUGCAAUCUCUCUCUGGCCAUAGUGGCAAUGAUGGAUCGGAAUUCCACAAACCCAGACUUUCCGGAGUAUGCCUGGUCGGAGCAAACAAAGUCAGUGUUAUUGAGCAGUUUCUUUUGGGGUUACCUCGUCAUGCAGAUACCCUCCGGUAUGCUGGCACAGCGCUUUGGCGGUAAAGUAGUGUUGCUCUGCGGUGUCGCGUUUUCUGGAUUACUCGCCUUACUUACGCCCUACAGCGCUCAAUUGGGCGAUUGGCAAUUAACAUGCGUCGUGCGUGUGUUGCAAGGCUUCUGUCAAUCUGUCUUAUAUACUUCCGGGCAUACACUUUUAGGUCAAUGGGCGCCACCAGCUGAACGCGGCAUUUUAGCAACACUUUGCUAUUCCGGCCCACAAUUCGGAACGGUCAUCAUAUUGAGUAUUGGUGGCGAAUUAGCCACUUCACAGUUUGGAUGGCCGAGCAUUUUCUAUAUUUCUGGCGGUUGUGGCAUUAUCUGGUGUUUUAUGUGGUUGCUGUGGGGCGCUGAUUCUCCACGUCAAUCCAAAUUAAUAUCAUCAAGGGAGCAAAAUUACAUCGAAUCAGCAUUAGCGGAGAUUUCUGAGAGCGAAAAUAAUGCCACCACAGCUAAAAUAACAACACCAUGGUUGAGCAUAUUCAAAUCGGUGCCGUUUUGGGCGAUACUCAUCGGUAAUUGUACCUACAGUUGGGGCUUUUGGACAAUGAUGACACAAAUACCCUCGUAUAUUAAAAAUGUGUACAAUCAGGAUAUCCAAAGUAAUGCCUUGCUCUCCGCCCUUCCAUAUGUCGCUAAUUUAGUACUCAGUCUGUUUUUCUGUGCCCUUGCCCAUAAACUGCUAUCUGCGAAAGUGACUAGCACGAAUGCUAGUCGGAAGAUUUUCAACACGAUCGGCACGUGGAUACCGAUGGCGGCCAGCAUUGCGCUGGGUUCCAUCGAUGCUGAUCAACCUGAUUUGGCCGUUAUUCUUUUGACUGUGGCAGUGGGUGUCAACUCAGCAUCAUUUUUAGGUGCAAUGGUGAAUCUUAUUGACUUAUCGCCAAAUUUUGCUGGAACACUGAUGAGCAUGACAAACUUUGCGGGUACUAUGAUGAGCGUUAUAGCACCGUUAGUGGUUGGAGUCAUUGUGACAGAUGCGACAAACCCAAAUCAGUGGCGCUAUAUUUUUUACAUUGUGGCGUUGUUUUAUUUUUUUGGCAAUUUACUGUUUGUAGUUUUGGGUAGCAGCAAAUUGCAGCCGUGGAACGAGCCGCUGCAACGACAUACAAAACGUGUUGAACAAAACGUGGAGAUGAAGUGUCAUGCUUAAAAGGAACGUCACAGAAAAGCUAUUGGAUGCAAGCAUAAUUAUUCAAAUUAUUAAUUAGUUUUUGGUUUUUUUAAUACUUUGCUUUUUAUACUCUUGUAACCAGUUGCUGCAGAGUAUUAUAGUUUUGUCCACUUUACGGUUGUACACAUCACCUAAAACUAAGGGAGAUAGGGCUAUAUAUACAUACUAGAGGACCCGCCCAAGUUUUACUGUGGCUGUUACAUAGGUAGUACUACUAAUACCAUCUAUAUGAUUUGUAUUAGUUAGAUUAUAAAUAUUAUUUGAGGUAUAAUCGCAUUUUUGGUGAAGCAACUUGUGUUAGUUUACAAAAAAAUGAAUCAUAAAGAAUUUCGUGCGUUAAGAAAGAAUUGAUUUUUGGUGUAAAAAUACUAUUGAAUUUGAGCUGUGCAUCAGUGAAAUCAAUCGAGUCCAAUCGACUGUCAGCCUAGUGGACUUUGGCAUCGUCUUGUUUAAUGCACGUUUACGCCUAUUUAAGGUUUGAAUAUUGGAUACUGCGAUGGUAGCGCCAUCUAUCGGUCAAACAUUUAAAAUUAGCAAUUAAUUACAAAUGAAAAAUUAAUUUAAAAAACAUUUUCCAGUGGAUCAAAUUGUAAAUCUAAACCAUUCUCGAAUCUCCUUGAACAUACACACAAAAUUUCAUCAAAAUCGGUCCAUCCGUUUAGGAGCAGUUCAAAUGCAAACACACGGUCAGAAGAUUUAUAUAUAUAAAGAUAUUAAA